GACACUUUUCUUGUAGAAGGUCGGACUUUUUACGUCCACGUCCCAUGUGGAUUUCCUGUUUUAAAGCGGACCAAGCACUAAAAUGCAAAUUCAUCAAAAUCUCACUACAAUGACUCAGUAGCUUGAGACCGGCCUACUUGGAGGCAGCCUGAGCGACAGUAGUGUGAUUCGGUCUCCUCCACAAGGGCAGCGCAGUCUCACUGUGGAGCUCGUGUUUUUCCUCCACACCGCGCAGUGUACCUUUAAAAGGUUGAACUCGACAGUCUACGGUUCUGCGAACACUGGACUGUUUCCCCACUCGGCUCAGCUGUGUGUACCUUCCAGCAGUGACAUGGCAUAGAGGCGGUGUGUUGUCAGCAACAGCAGCAGCAUCAUCAUCCUGCACCAUGGACGCUCUCCUGCUCCGACAGCCGAAGCGGAGCGGAGCCUUCGCGGCGCUGGACACCAUGAUGCCCGUGUGGAUGGUAUUAAGCGCGGUGUCGGGACUGAAGGCGGAGGAAGGAGCAAUGGAAGAACUUACCACCGAGAAGGAGGCUGAGGAAAGUCACCGACAGGACAGCGUUAAUUUGCUGACAUUCAUUUUACUGCUGACCUUAACCAUUCUCACCAUAUGGCUCUUCAAGCACAGACGGGUCCGUUUCCUUCACGAAACCGGACUGGCAAUGAUUUACGGUUUGCUGGUAGGUGUGAUUCUGCGCUACGGCAUCCCUGCCACCAGCUACCACAACAAGACGCCCCCAAGCUGCUCGCUGAAGGAAGGACCUGUCAGCACCCUGCUGCUUAACGUCAGCGGCAAGUUCUUUGAGUACACCCUCAAAGGGGAGAUCAACUCCAGAGAGAUUAACAAUGUGGAGCAGAAUGAUAUGCUGCGCAAGGUCACAUUUGACCCUGAAGUGUUCUUCAACAUAUUGCUGCCUCCAAUUAUUUUCCAUGCUGGGUACAGUCUGAAAAAGAGACACUUCUUCAGGAACCUGGGCUCCAUCAUUACCUAUGCGUUUCUUGGCACUGCCAUCUCAUGUUUUGUUAUUGGGAAUCUGAUGUACGGUGUGGUCAAACUGAUGCAAGUGGUCGGACAGCUGACAGACAAGUUCUACUACACUGACUGCCUUUUCUUUGGUGCCAUUAUCUCUGCUACAGACCCAGUGACGGUGUUGGCCAUCUUUAAUGAGCUUCAUGCAGAUGGGGAUCUCUACGCUCUGCUGUUUGGAGAAAGUGUUAUGAACGACGCUGUGGCCAUCGUGCUUUCCUCGUCUAUCGUGGCGUACCAGCCCAGCGGAGCGAACACACACCAGUUUGAUGCCUCCGCUUUUUUCAAGUCAGUCGGGGUUUUCCUGGGUAUUUUCAGCGGCUCCUUUGUGAUGGGUGCAGCCACAGGAGUCGUCACCGCUCUCGUCACCAAGUUCACCAAGCUGCACUGUUUCCCGCUGCUGGAGACGGCCCUCUUCUUCCUCAUGUCCUGGAGCACCUUCCUGCUGGCUGAAGCCUGCGGGUUCACAGGAGUCGUAGCUGUGCUGUUCUGUGGCAUCACGCAGGCCCACUACACCUACAACAACCUGUCUGCAGAGUCAACGAAGCGCUCCAAGCAGCUUUUUGAGGUCCUUCACUUCCUGGCAGAGAACUUCAUCUUCUCCUACAUGGGUUUGGCUCUGUUCACCUUCCAGAAUCAUAUUUUCAGCCCCAUUUUCAUCAUAGGGGCUUUUCUUGCCAUUUUCAUUGGAAGAGCGUUCAACAUUUACCCGCUGUCCUUCCUUCUCAACCUCGGCAGAAGGCACAAGAUCAAAGGAAACUUCCAGCAUAUGAUGAUGUUUGCAGGUCUGCGGGGGGCGAUGGCGUUUGCUCUGGCCAUCCGGGACACGGCCACCUACGCCCGCCAGAUGAUGUUCACCACAACGCUGCUCAUUGUCUUCUUCACUGUCUGGGUUUUUGGCGGUGGGACGACGCCCAUGCUGUCCUGGCUACACAUCAGGGUUGGUGUGGACCCAGAUCAAGAUUCGCAGCCCUGUGGAGACAGCUUCCAGGUCUUACAGGGGGAUGGGCCCCAGGCUGAAGGACAAAGUAAAACCAAACAGGAGAGUGCGUGGCUCUUCAGACUGUGGUACACCUUUGAUCACAAUUACCUGAAGCCUAUUCUGACGCACAGCGGUCCGCCUCUCACCUCCACUCUGCCAGCUUACUGUGGGCCGUUGGCAAGCUGUCUGACCAGCCCCCAGGCAUACGAGAACCACGAGCAGCUGAGAGACCAUGACUCUGACCUCCUCCGCAACGAUGGUGACCUGACCUUCACGUUCGGUGACACUGCCAUCACAGCCAAUGGCGCGUCAGGCGGCGGGGGGGAAGCAGCCGGAGGGUCGGGCUGGAGCGCGAAUGGCAAAAGGAGCGGCAGCACCUCAGAGGAGGCGCUGGAGCGUGAGCUGGACUCCCGCGAGCAGGAGCUGCUGAGCCGAGGCACGCGCCUGGUUUUCCCCAUCGAGGAUCACAUCUGACAUCCCUCCUUUUCGCCAGCACCGCCAGCCUCCCUGACCUGACCCCCAGACUGCCUCGCCCUCAGAUCUCCCCCACAUCUUGCGGGCAGAGUCCUUCAGACAUAAGACAGAGAGGAGAUAUGAGAGUAGACAAGAGGGGAGAGUUCAGAGCAACUCUGAGCUCCCUCCAGGCCCCGGGAGUAGAGCUCAGUGAACAUUUCAUCCUCAUUACAGAGCUGGAGUUAAUUCUCCAGGAGACAUGCGUCCUCUAGAGCGUCAGGAGAUCAACUCUCCAUGCUGUUCUAUUGAGAUUCAGUUUUACAGACGUUCCUCUACAUAAACAAGAGGGAAACCUUUAUGCAGGAUAUGAGGAUGAAAAAAAAAUUCCUCAUGCUAGAUUUAAACUGCACUUUUAGAACAUGUGACAUUGCGAGUUCAGCUGGAGUGGAAAAGAAGACAAAAAAUUGCCUGGCAGCCCUUUCUCUCAUCAUGUGAUCUGUUUCAUGGUGAGCACUGAGAAAAUGCCAAGCGGCUUCUUCGUCGCAAUCACACCUCCCAUCUAUAGAUGCUGAAAUGAGACUUCACUUACUAACCAACUUUAAUAGUUUAUAGAUCAAACAAGAGCUCUCUGGUAUAUUUGUACCAUUCAUCUGAAGCUGCUUAAAGGCCAGUGUUUAUGUUUGUGAGGAUGUCUUUUGUUCAACACAAAAGCAUCUGUGUGGAGGAGAAUUGUGGCAUUUGAGGAGCACAGAGAGGGUCAGUGAGUGUGUUGCUCUCUCAGCCUCCACAGCCUGUCAUGGGUGAAGUGACAGGGCUGAAGAAUGUGAGCAUGUAAAUAGCUACAAUUCAGAGCUUUGUUCCUCUCUAGUGGGACCGCUUCUUUCAGUGCAUUACGUACCAUGACUGUUACAAACAGCAUCUGUGUAUCAAGUAUUUGAACUGGAUCUUUUUCUGUGUAAUUGGCUGAUUUUCUUUACAGUGACAUGAAUGCGGAACUGAUGCUAAUUAUACUGUACUACGGUGUACACUGUAAUACAGUUGAAGAGCAUUUUUAGCAUUAUAAAGUAAAUAGGCCUUCAUCAUAAUUUUGAACUCUUUGCAAAAUUAUAUGUUGUCUACUAAUUUUAAAAAUAUUUAAAAUGAUGCUUUGUAUCCAUUUAUUAACAAUUAUUUUCAUAAUCAAUUAAUAUGUUGAUUUUCUUGAUUAAUCAAGAAGCUGUUUAGUCUACAAAAUGUCAGAGAAUAGUGUAAAAAUUUACAAGAGCCCAACAUGUUUGUUUGAAUUGAUUGUUUGUCCAACCAAAAGUCCAAAAUCGAACAGUAUUGAAAGGUUCCAACAUUCUUCUUGAACUCCAUUAUUAAGUAAAAUUCAUUUAUCAACGAAGAGUAAAUUGAUAAAGUGCUCGCACACAACCUCAUCAAGCAGUGCUCACCCAUUAGCUGCAUCAGUAGUGUUUAUACUCUUAAACAAUGGUGCCUGUGGGUGAUUUAUCCUAUAUAUUUACCACAAAUCUAUUGAAAUUCUUAACACUGAUACAAAGAUUGUAUAAAAGAAGUGGACGUAGCUACCUUGAUAUAACCCAUUGGUUUGUGGACUAAUGUUUUUGGCAUUUUGGCCAUCGUCAUCUUGUUUUUUUGCUGCCAGAAGUGACCAUAUUUGGAGGAGAGGGUGGAUCAAACAGAGUCCAGAGCCAAUUACCCUAAGUAUUACUAGACAAAGCUAACGCUAGAUGGGUAGCUUGGUUAGCAAGGUUUAAUUAUGAUUUACGUUUACUGUGAUAAUAAUUGAAAUACUAAUUUUAACUGGCAAAAGCAGGCUUAAAAAAACUGUGUACUUACUGGAAUAUUUAACAGCCAAGUCCUUAGUGUCUUUUAGAACAGCCAAAAGCUGAAAAAGGCAUUUUAAGGCAACAAAAAUGUUACAAAUAACUUUCAUGACCACACCGUGGAAAAGAAAAACAUACUGUGGAAGCAAUGUGUCAAUCAUAAGGUAGCCACGCCCUAAAUCAUACCCUGCUUUAUUGUCUAUUUUACUGUAAAUGGGACCAUAAUUUACAAAAUGAACAUCAUGUUGUGAUGAAAAGACUUGAAACUAGCCACUGAGACCAUACACUCAUUAGGAAAAUGUUUACUGAGGUAAUAAAUCAAGUCAGAAGUUUGGUGAAUUUCCCAUUGACUUCUAUAUGAUAUAACUUCCUUUUGCUACCAGUGGAGUCGCCCCCUGCUGGUCAUUAGAAAGAAUGCAGAUUUAAGCCACUUCCGCAUUGGCUUCACUUCUCAGUCGUUGAGGCUAUGCCAACUUCUUUUUUACAGUCUUUGCACUUAAAAUGAGUUGAGUUGGUCUCACCAGUGAACGGGUCAUUGUGGGAUAUUUUGCAAUAAUCUAGUGUCUCACCUGUUGUCCCUAAACCUUAACUCUUAGCUGUGAUAUUUGACAAAGUUUCUGGAUUUGUGCUGACAAUUUUGUUUAGAUGAACUUCAUAGUUCAAGUUCAAGUUAGAAAAAUGAAUCCCAUCAAAUCGACUGCCUUUGUAAUAAUGCAAUACAUCAGGGGGUUCUGAUUUUUUCCCCUGUCUCCAUUUGUUUGCCAAGCGAAACUAUCCAGCUGCUGCCUGCUGGCUGUAGCUUUAGAUUUAACGAACUACUGCUUUAAACAAAUUGUGCAACACCACUUCACUUACACAUGUGACAGUCACUGCACAUAAAUAAUGGUUAUACAGAGACUUCCCUAAACUCUGAUGUCAAGAACCUGGAUUGUCACCCAUCCAUUUGACAAUGCAGUCCACUGACAAUAAAUGAGAACACAUGUUCUAUUUUUGCACUCUAAUGAUAAAAAGAUUUGAGCCUCCUGCAGUUUCUGUUUUGGUACCAUAUUACUGCAUGUUGUCUCUAUGUUAGAUAGAUUACUGUGUUCAAUGCAUAUGUAGCUUACGUAUGACAUCAUUUCACCUGUUGCCAUGUUCCUCCCUGCGACUGAGAGCAGAUUUUAAUUAGAUAACAGACUCAUUUGCAACAUUUAAAUCCUUGAUACAAAGACAGUGACCCAUUGUGUGAGUCCCUGUUUUGGCAUUUUCCAGAACAGAAUGCUUUUUUUCUACACGUGAAUUAUUCAUCAUUUAUACUGCAUCAGUUACUCUUAUGUGACCUUCUAAUUACAUUCCCUCAAUGUUUGUAGAGAACCCUUGAGAAUUCCUCCUGCGCAGCAUGAUUACGAGGGAACAUAUUUCGUCAUAUUUCCCUCUCCACAAGAGGUUAUAUUUAGCUCUUAUCCAAUAAAUGUAAAUAGUAGCGUUUUAACUGGCUAGACUUCUGUGGGUUUUUAGAGCUGUACCCAGGUCCUUCAGGCUGGAGAAGCAGUUUGUCGAACCAACGGCUCACUCUGGGUGAACGAGCGUGGAUGGAUUACUAAUUUGGCACAGGCCCACGGGCCCCAAGUGUCAGGGGGGCCCCCUCGCCACUCAAAGAGACACAUACCAACUAGGAGGAGACUCAAAAUGACCACUACAGAGAUUCAAAACAGCUGCAAACAGACACAAAAAGACCUCCAAGACACUCGUAUGGAAAGGGGCACAACAACCACAAAGAGACUCAAAGACACACAAAACCACCACAAAACAAUGCAUAAUGACCACAGUAAGAUGCAUAAUGACCACAAAGAGACACAAAACAACAACAAAGGAGGCUAUGUAUGUCCUGCCCCGAUGUAGGAGGUGGUAGGGACUUUAGCAUGCCCAUUGUCUCAUAAUCUACCCCUGCGUAUGAGGAAAUGUUUCUGUUGUUUAAUUUUCCAGAGCCUCACAAAUUUAGUGUACCACGUCUAGACAUCGGUACCACUCCCCGAUUUAAAUUCACCACACAGCACGUGUCGCCUUUUUGUUUUCUCCUUCGACUGCUCACAGUGGCUGCUGCUGCAUUUAUGUAUGAGUACACACGGGCAGGUGUGAAAAGCUCGAUUGUGUAAGGCGAGAAGCCCCACACAAGUUUCUAUUGCUCACUGGGGACCUCCAAAGAGGAAAUGGAUCUUGUUAUGUAAGCUGUUGCUGAGAUGUAUGCACUGAGGGGUCAUUUAAAGUCGAGCUGCAGUGUGAAGUAAUGUGGAGCUGUGCUCUCUGACUAACAUCUCAUUUCCCAGUGUGAUGAUUGCAGAACUUUUCUGUAUCUAGGGCAUUAAAAGAAUUCACCAUUUUGUCUCAACAAACCAUUGCUGUUAGACUUGGACUAACACCAUCUCUUCUGUGAUAUAAAAGGUUACACAGCCUCAAGAUACACCUCCUACAUACAAUAAAGCAAAUCAUGUCUCAAAAUAACACACAAAACUGUGAUUUUUUUUAAUCAUAUAUGUUGAGAAUUUCCUUAUAAUUCCAGUUAUAUCUACUAACAUAAGUGCAGUAAAAGACAGAACUCAAAUUGGUUACAUCCAGGACAAACUGUCUAGACAGUUUCUCUUUGAGUCGUGGGAGCACUUUAUGGACAGCAACAUCAUGGACGAGUUAAGUGGUUGCUGCAGGCAAAUAAAUGAGUUUGGCACUUUACCUCAAGCAGAGGACACUCGUGGGACUCUUGUAUAACCUUCAUGUGCACUCUAUCUCCAGACUGUUGUGCUGUCAGUUGUCUUGCUGGCUAUAUUUACAUGCUCUCUGUACCUGAGAAAUAUGAGAUGUAGCUCAACUGUUAAUAUGUGCACCUGUUGUUUCUAGUAUCAACUGGCUGCCUACCAUGGCUUGCAUGUCAACAUGUUAAUAAAAAUUGUCAAAUUAUGAGCCA
This is a messenger RNA of Centropristis striata (black sea bass), 7226 nucleotides long. RefSeq names its product solute carrier family 9 member 7 (gene slc9a7). Bases 387 to 2483 code for a protein of 698 amino acids. Gene Ontology annotation, cellular component: membrane; recycling endosome. Lineage: Eukaryota; Metazoa; Chordata; Actinopteri; Perciformes; Serranidae. The transcript is spliced from 16 exons. Gene Ontology annotation, biological process: proton transmembrane transport; regulation of pH; sodium ion transport. Gene Ontology annotation, molecular function: sodium:proton antiporter activity. The record is from RefSeq and is a predicted model, not a curated record.